Molecule: messenger RNA, 717 nt
Organism: Drosophila willistoni
Lineage: Eukaryota; Metazoa; Arthropoda; Insecta; Diptera; Drosophilidae
Exons: 2
Coding region: 83-355 (90 amino acids)
Source: RefSeq, a predicted model, not a curated record
ACACAAACAAAAAAAACGCAAACGGAGGGUCAGCAGCAGCGAUAAUAGUGACAGAGGCAACGGACAAACAGACACUUGAAACAUGGAGACCUAUUUAACAGAGAUCAAACAACUGCGCAUACCGCGUCCGAAAUUCGAGCCAAACAGUUGCCAUCAGCAACAUCAACAUGCGGUGACAGCUGCAGCAGCGGCAGCGGCAGCGACCACACCCACUCCUCCUCAUCAUCAAUGGCGACACUUUGUGCGACCCUUUACACCGCCACGCGAUUAUCAUUUACCGAUGGCCGUGCAGGGAGCAGGAGGCGGUAGUGGAGCCUGGGGUUCCGAGGAGAGUUCAAGCCACGACAAGAUGUAAAGAGGUGGCGAAAAACAACAAUAAACGAGGUGGUGAAAAUAAAACAAAAUCGAAAAAGGAAAAGAAAAGAAAGUAGGUGGAGGUGGAGGUGGAAUUGGGUGGCCAAUGAAUGGGAUAUGCUGUCUAUUUGACUUGCAUUGCAUUGAAUUGAGUUGCAUCAUAUCGUUUACAGUUAUUGGCUAUAUAAACUUAUAAUCUAUCAAUAAAGUUAAAAGCUUUCUGUCUUUUUUCCCUCUUUCUCUCUCUCUCUCUCUCUCUCUCUCUCUCUCUCUCUCCCUCUGUCUCUUUAAAUACCGCCUCCCAACCCACCCUAUAAUGUAUCUUGAUUGCAUAAUUAAGUUCUUAAGUUUAGUGUUAGUUAG